Messenger RNA from Racocetra persica, 944 nucleotides. The record is from the annotation of a GenBank genome assembly. NCBI's taxonomy places the organism in Eukaryota, Fungi, Glomeromycota, Glomeromycetes, Diversisporales, Gigasporaceae.
AACUUGAUAGGAUUCCUUGCGCAGCUCAUGUGCUUCAAUUGUCUGUUGGGAAAGGGUUAAACAUGAUUAGGCAUUUGGUUUUAUGUGUAAAACGAUUGAUUGAUUUUUUUAAUAAUUCACCUAAGCAAACCGAAUAUUUCCUUACCACACAAAGAGACCUUGGACUUCCUUAUUUAAAAAAAGUGAUAGUAUACCUUCCAUCACGGCUUCAAUCAGAUGAAAAUGAAUUGAAUGAUAUAUUGUGUGGUUUUGAAGAAAUAACGACGUUACUAAGUGGAAAUACUUAUGUAACAAUUUUUUUAAUAUAUCCAGCUAUUUCAACAUUAGUGAAAACUUUUAAAAUAUUAUUACAACAAUCUUAUAUUGAAUCAGCUUCAACAGAUAUGGGUGAAUUAACAAUUCUCGAUUCUGUAGAAGAAAUUAUCGAUGAUACAAAAAACAUUGGUGAGAUUAAAGAAGUUUACGCUUCAUUAGAAAUUAUACACAAAACAAUUAAUAUCUUAGUUCCAAUGAUUACAAUUGGAAUGCUUGAGAAAGUUAAAAAAGUAUUGUAUGAUAGUAUGUAUCAUUAUUGGAAUUCUGUUACAGACGUCGGCAUGUUGGCAUGUUUACUUGAUCCACGUUUUAAAAAGCUACGUUUUGCCAACACAAACGUGGUUAUACAAACUAAAGAACACUUAAAAAGUUUGUAUAAAUUGGAAUGUGAAAUUUACCCAACUUCUAAACAUCCAACGUCUUUGUCAAAUAUUCAGCAUGAUGAUCAUGAUGAUUUUGAAGCUAGUAGAAUUCCAAAAAAACGAAAAUCAAUUUUAUUAGAUUUAUAUGCUGAUGACAAUGAUAAAAUUAGUGAAAUUGAUAAUUACUUAGCUUUAGAAGAGGAGGGAGACGAAUGGAUUCUUUUUAAUGGUGGAGCCUUAAAAAAGAAUGGUUUCCUAUAUUAUUAA